Messenger RNA from Melanaphis sacchari, 3045 nucleotides. RefSeq lists its product as uncharacterized. The transcript is spliced from 12 exons. Bases 207 to 2243 code for a protein of 678 amino acids. NCBI's taxonomy places the organism in Eukaryota, Metazoa, Arthropoda, Insecta, Hemiptera, Aphididae. The record is from RefSeq and is a predicted model, not a curated record.
GGCCAUGGUCUGUCCGAGACUGGUUCCAAGGUAAUGUGCCACUCGUCUGUUGGUCGGUCGCCUUUGUCCAGUCGCCGUGUUCUUAGGACUGCAAGGGUAACGGUGGACAGCAGCCGUGGAUACUAGUGAAGAGACUUGUCCACGGAGGUGGGUUGCUGGUCAUACUUACUCAAGUCGAGGUUCUUCGACAAUGAAUAGCUGACAAAAUGUUGCAGAUCAAAAAAGAAUCCAUAAAAAGGGAGAGCCCCGAGGCUCCCACUCCUGAUAGUACAACUGUUGAAAGCAAGAGUUAUAUUUGUGGAGAAGAAGUAUUGGUUCAUUUAAAUGAUGAACGAUUUUAUUUAGGAUUUAUAGCAAAAUUAAGGUAUAAAGAAUCUAAAUGCUUAGUUAAGUUUGGCGAUAAUACAGUAAAAUGGGUAUUCUUAAAAAAUGUCACACGAAUGACAUGUACAAGUACGACUACCCAAUUUUGCAAUGUGUGCAAUAUCGAGGCUAUGCCAGAUGAUAUUUGUGUAUGUGAUAAAUGUGCUAAUGUAUACCAUCGUAAAUGUCACAAGCCAGAAGUUGAAAUUCCAGAUGUUAGUGUAUGGAUAUGUUUCCAAUGCAAGGAAAAACAACAGAUUAAUAGACUGCAAGUUAUAAACUCUGUAUCAAGCACAAUUGUUCCAAAACCCGUUAAACUACCUUAUGAUUUAAAUGCUUUACAGUGGGACAUACAUCAUCGUAUUAACAAUUUAGGAACCUAUUGUUAUUGUGGAGGACCAGGUGACUGGUUUAUUAAUAUGCUGCAAUGUGGUAAAUGUUUACAAUGGUUUCAUGAAAAAUGUGUCUCUUCAUUGAUAUAUCCUCUGUAUCUCGGUGAUAGGUUUUAUGUCUUUUUGUGCUCAGUGUGCAAUGUAGGUACAGAAUUUGUACGGCGCAUUGAAAUGGAAUGGUCAGAUUUAGUUCAUCUUGCCCUUUUUAAUAUGACUGCUUAUAAACCACAGAAAUAUUAUGAUGUGGACUUAAAUAUUCUUCCAUACUUAGAUAACCAUUGGACUUCAAUGUAUCUACCUCCUAAAAUUCUUAAUGUUCCUGUUGAUGACAGGAAAGUUUAUGUUGUCAAUUCCCUGCUCAAAGACACCAAUCAUAGGUUUGAAUUCCAGGGUAAAAAACCCACCAACAUGUGGGGACUCCGACUGAAGUUGCCACCUAAACCCCCACGUUUCACGUUACCUGCAGAAGUUCCAAUUAAUGAAAAUCUUUUGCAUCACCAAUUGCGCAAUAAACUUAACCUCAGUAUAUUACCACCUCCAAAAAAGACUGAUUUUGUAGUAAAUGAACGACUUACCGAGUCAAUGUAUUCUGUGGAAGGAUUGAAAUUUUUACAUCAAGAUUCACAUGUUGUUAUGUUACCAAAAGGCCUUCCAUCAGUUGGACAUAAUGUAUGUAUUAAAAGUGCCAGUCCAAUUGUACCUGUUCCAAGAUCUGUUAUUGAAAGACGGAUUAGGCAACAACAGAUAGAGACAAAUAAACGAAGUUCUCGAAGUUCGAGUGUGAUUACGAAUAAAGUUAAAAAAUCAAUAAAAAAAGAAAAAGUUCCUGAAAGUCGAUCACCAUCGCGUUCAACUGAGAGUACUCCAGAAAAAUAUAUAUCUGCAUCUGAAGAAGAAUUGACUAGUGAAGACGAACCAGAUGAUGAUGAAGACCUUGAUGACGAAGAUGAUAUUGAUUUGUUACGUACAACCGAUCUUCAAAGUCGCCGUAGUCAGAGACUUAGUGUCAAUCGUUUAUUAAAUGGGCGACCAACACUUCCACGUGAGACUCGUUCUGCUUCAUCAAUUACUUUGCCACUUUCUUUAGCACCUGUAAUUACUCAACCACAAGUUCGCACUACCAAACGACGUUUAAGUGAAAAAGAUUUGCGAGUUGAUCGUAAUGGACAAUAUUUAGUUAAACGUAAGAGGUUACGCCGGAAUGGCUUACAGAAUAGCGGUUCAACUCCAACUAAACGCCAGUCUAAGACCAACUGUAAUGGUCGUCCAAUAUAUAAAUCGUAUUCAGAUUUUUUUGCAAAUCAUAGUCACUCUGUAAAUAGACCUUGUUCACCUGAGAAUGCUGUAGAUUCUACAGCUGAUCUUAAAACUCUUGUACAUUCGUAUUUCGGUGCUAGUAAUAGGAUUGCUAAUGGUGAAGAAUAUACUAUAUUAUGUAAAAGAACUAACCCAGAUGGGUCAGAAGAAUUUUUAAUUAGAUGGGAUUAGUGUAUUCUAUUAUAAUCAUAAACAUAACAAUAUUGUUUAAUUAACGUAAAUUUCAAAAUUCCCAUAGAAGAAAAAUAAAAUGUUAAUACAUUUUGAUUACAUGAUUUUAAUGAUUGUGUUAGUUGUUAUGCUUUAACAUUCUGUUACUAUUACCAAACUUGGUAUUCUGCUGUUAUUAUCAACGUUCCUGAUUUGAUUUUUAAUUUCCUAUUCAUAGCUAUUGUGAUGAGAGUUGUAUUAAAUUUAUAUUGUUUUAAUCAAUAUAUUUCCCGGAUGGAAUGUUGGCAAUGAUUAGUUGAUACAAAAUGAUUCCUAUAUUAUAUUAACACAUGUCAAUAUAAAUACAUAGGAAAUGGCUCAGUUUUAUCCAUUAAUAUGCAAUAUCAAAGCACAUAAUUUAUUCUUAAUAGAUUGUCUGUUGGAUAUUGUUUUUAAGAAUAAUGGCCUUAUUUCAACUUUUUGACAAUUGUCAUAAAUAUUAUGCCUAUAAUAAUUUCCUACUACUUAUUAAUUACUUUCAUAAGAUAGUGAAUGUGUAUGGUCGCACAAGAUUUUAAGUGAAUAAUUUAAAUCAAGCGAGUGUAAAAAAGAACAAGUUGUAUUUAUCAUUAUUAUUAUAUAUUUUUUAACAUAAAUUGUGUUCAUAUUUAUAGUCUAGUGAUAGCUAUGGUAAUUUUUUGGGUAAAAUUACCUCAUCACAUUGUACUGGUCCUCAACCCAUCCCAUAGUAUGUAAUUUUUUUAAUUUUUAAUUUUAAACUUUUUCUUAAAAAGUUAACCUAAUUGAGUAUUUAAUCAUUGGU